UUGUAUGCAAUAGCUCCAUUAGGUCGAAAAUACCUGAAUGGAUGAAGGAUGAGUGUUGCUUUAAGGCAGCAGGGCAGAGAGCCUAUCAGAGCCCAGCACUGCGUCUGGAGGAGUGGAGCAGCUCUGCCGCAGCUGAACCAAACCUCGCCUUUAAGCUGGAACAAUCGAAACAAAAGGCCUGGGAGUCGAGCACGCAUGUGAAAAGAGCCGAAGUGACGAGCAACAUGACAGAAACGACCAAAACGCACGUUAUUCUGCUUUCCUGCGGGAGCUUCAACCCCAUCACAAAGGGACACAUCCAUAUGUUCGAAAAAGCCAGAGAGUUCCUGCAAAAGACAGGGCGCUUUAUCGUGAUUGGCGGGAUCAUUUCACCUGUACAUGACUCCUAUGGCAAAGCGGGUCUUAUUUCUAGCAGACACCGGCUCACCAUGUGUCAGUUAGCCGUGCAGUCAUCUGACUGGAUCAGGGUCGAUCCUUGGGAAUGCUAUCAGGACACCUGGCAGACUACCUGCAGCGUACUGGAACACCACCGAGAUCUCAUGAAGAGAGUAACGGGAUGCAUUCUCUCUAAUGUGAACACGCCCUCUACAACUCCUGUGAUUGGCCAGCCCCAGAACACCACUUCUCCUAUCUAUCAGAACCGCAACACAGCCAACAAGCCCUCAGCUGUUAAGCUGUGGGGAAAGAUGAGUGAGAGUCUGGGCAAAAUCUGCUGUGUUCGCCCACAUGUGGAACGUUUCACCUUUGUUGAUGAAAACGCAAACCUCGGCACCGCAGUGCGCUAUGAAGAAAUCGAGUUGCGUAUCCUGCUCCUGUGUGGCAGUGAUCUACUAGAAUCCUUCUGCAUUCCUGGGCUGUGGAACGAGAGUGAUAUGGAGGUGAUUGUAGGUGACUUUGGGAUAGUGGUGGUGCCUCGGGAUGGAGCUGACACAGAAAGGAUAAUGAAUCACUCCUCGGUACUGCGUAAGCACAAGGACAACAUCACUGUGGUGAAGGAUGACAUGAACCAUCCGAUGUCAGUUGUCAGUUCAACUAAGAGCAGACUGGCGCUCCAGCAUGGAGAUGGCCAUGUGGCGGAUUACCUGAGUCAGGUUGUGAUCGACUACAUCCUGCAGAACCAGCUCUACAUCACCGCCUCUGGAUAGGAGAGAGGAUGCAAGUGGACGCCUCUCUUUAAGCUGCCCCAUCUGUCUCCCUGUGUGUGAAUAACAGUGUAAUCCUGCCGCACUCUACCACUGCUUUUUCCAUAUAGAGGAGCAUUACCUAUCUGUCAUCCUUUCUAACUGUAUCAUAGUGACUUGUCAGGAGUAAGGGUGCGCUGCAUUGUGCCGAACGGAGCCACCCUGUACCAGUGCGGUGCAAGGAGAUGGAGCAGGUGAAAAUAGUGGUCUAAUCAGGUGAGGGAAAAGGAUGUUUAAAGAACAGAAAUCGGAAGAGAGUGUGAGUAACACAGGAAAUGUUACCGGCGUGAAUGUUGGCCUUGCUGUCAGUUUGAUACCGUCUUUUCCUCUAAUUGCAUGUCUAGUCUUUCUUUUACCGCACGAGUGCUUGAAUAGCCUUGUAGACAGUAGUCUGCUGUGACAGUGUUUGCAAAAAAAAAAAACCCCAAAAAAAGUGCUUAGGCGCAUCUCAUCUCUAACUUCAUUUUCUAUUUAAUUCUGUUUAUGACUCCGUGUACAAAGGAAUUUGGAUUGCUGUCAUUUUUGCAACUGGAAAUAUUAUGCUGCACUGUUCUUGUCUUCACUGUAUAUUCAUGCAUAUGUCAUUUGUAUUUGGUUGCACAUUAAAGAAUGGCCUUUCCUUUUGCGCAGUA
Molecule: messenger RNA, 1813 nt
Organism: Ictalurus punctatus (channel catfish)
Lineage: Eukaryota; Metazoa; Chordata; Actinopteri; Siluriformes; Ictaluridae
Gene: nmnat2
Product: nicotinamide nucleotide adenylyltransferase 2
Exons: 11
Coding region: 42-1145 (367 amino acids)
Biological process (GO): NAD+ biosynthetic process
Cellular component (GO): Golgi apparatus
Molecular function (GO): nicotinamide-nucleotide adenylyltransferase activity; nicotinate-nucleotide adenylyltransferase activity
Source: RefSeq, a predicted model, not a curated record